GCGCGUCCCAACCUUCCCAAAUCGCGGUCUCAGCUCUGCUCCGCCCUCGCCCACCCGCCCGUUUCGCAUGCCCCCAAAUCCACCGUGGCCGCGCCGCCGUAGCAGCAGCACCACCCCGUCAUCGGCGGCAGGAGGAACAGCAGCAACGAGGAGGCGUUUCAGGAGGUGGACCCGACCGGGCGGUUCGGGCGGUACGCGGCCAUGCCGGGAUGGGCUCCGUCAAGAAGGUUCGACCAAGAGGAGUGCAUCGAGGUGGCGUGGAACCGGGUGCGCCUGCGCGCUCUGGACCCCGCCAUGGUCGACCGCCGCCAUGCCGAGGUGCGCCUUCUCCGCUCCCUCCAUCGUGACCACAUCAUAGGCUUCCACGAGGUCUGGCUCGACCAUGACGCUGGCGUGCUGAACUUCAUCACCGAGGUUUGCAACUCGGCGAGCCUUCGCAAGUAUUUCGACCGCCACAAGCACGUCUCCGUCAAAGCGCUCAAGAAGUGGGCGCUCCUUGAGGGCCUUGACCACCUCCACACCCGCGACCCCUGCAUCAUCCACCGCGACCGUACUUGCAGCAACGUCUACAGCAACAGCAACACCGGC
Molecule: messenger RNA, 588 nt
Organism: Triticum dicoccoides
Lineage: Eukaryota; Viridiplantae; Streptophyta; Magnoliopsida; Poales; Poaceae
Product: probable serine/threonine-protein kinase WNK5
Exons: 1
Biological process (GO): protein phosphorylation
Molecular function (GO): protein kinase activity; ATP binding
Source: RefSeq, a predicted model, not a curated record